Molecule: messenger RNA, 3438 nt
Organism: Caenorhabditis briggsae
Lineage: Eukaryota; Metazoa; Nematoda; Chromadorea; Rhabditida; Rhabditidae
Gene: Cbr-igcm-1
Product: Protein CBR-IGCM-1
Exons: 12
Coding region: 1-3438 (1145 amino acids)
Biological process (GO): cell-cell adhesion
Cellular component (GO): cell-cell junction
Molecular function (GO): cell adhesion molecule binding
Source: RefSeq, a predicted model, not a curated record
AUGACGGAAAAAAGAUUAUUAAUAUUUCUCCUAUUAGCGCUCUUUGACAAAGCAGUUUCAUCUGAUGUUUUUCUCGUGGAGCCCAGCACAGAUCCAUACUAUGUGAAAGAGGGUAGUGAGGGAGUUCUGAUACCUUGUGCUGUCAAGCCUGAGUACCUGGAUGAGAAAAAAUAUGAAAUCAACUGGGCUCGUUACAACAAUGGACAAUUGAGAAUGAUCACGAAAAAUGACAAAUUGCUGAUAAAAAAGCACUCGAAGUUUGUUCUGGAGAACGAUGCUGCGACAGGAAACUACAGCCUUCGAAUCAGUGAAGUGGAAAAGAAUAGUGUGGAAGGAACCUAUCAUUGUAACGUCAUUGCUACAGAUGACUCGGAUAUGCAAUAUUCGGCAUUAGCUACCAUAGUCGUGCUCGCACAUAUUUCAGUUCCACCUGGCGACCCAAUUAUAAGCACUACGCCUGUGGAGAGCGUAAUUGAAGGAGACUUUUUGACGGCCAAAUGUGUUUCUGUUGGUGGGAGCCCUCAACCUACCUUUACUUGGACCCUGCCAAACGAAACUAUCGCCAGUUCAACAUUGUUCACAACUCAACAUCGGGAUGGAGCAACAGAGAGCUUGCUACAGUAUGGUUUUUCAUGUCACGUUCUGACCAUUAUUCUGUCUCUUUUCAGCUUCCGAGUGUUUUCAAGAGACGAUGGAAAAUCUGUGCAAUGCGAUGUCACCAAUAGAGCAAUGCUCGCUGGAGAAACAAAACAAGUCCGCAGUUCUCAAUUGAACGUUCUCUACAAACCGAUUGUUUUUGUGACACCGACGGAAAAUCUCACACAUUUGUCAGUAGAAGAAGGAGAACUGGUCAAUUUGACCUGUAACGCUGCUGCGAAUCCACCAGCCCAUAGUUACGAAUGGAAACAUAUCUCAUCUGGUGACAGAUAUCAAGGUAAAGUGUGGCCAAUUUAUGUAAACCGUUCAAUGGAUGGCGACUUCGAAUGCCGCGGUACCAAUGAACUUGGAGAAGGUUCGUCUUUGUUGAAGUUGGUUGUGCAGCAUACUCCAAAAAUUACUGUACCUGUAAGUACUCCAUUUGUCAGUCCAAACGAAAUGGAAGACGUGGAUGUCCAAUGUGAAAUCAGUGCAGUGCCAGAUGUGAUUGACAUCAAAUGGAUUGGGCCAAAUGGUUUCAAGCAAAACGGCUCAAGACUUACACUCAACGGAAUUUCAAAAUCUCAAAGUGGAAAUUAUACAUGUAUGGCAACAAACUUUCUAACAGUUUACGGACAGUCAGGAUCACAACAGAGAAUGGGAACCGGCACCACUUUGGUAGAUGUGAAGAGGAAACCAGGUCAAGCUCAGAUUGUCAGCUCUCGACAGAGUGUGGACGUUGGCGAGACAAUAAAGUUAAUAUGUCAAGCAGAAGAUGCGGGAAACCCAUCUUCAUCAUAUACGGUUUGUUUAGUGUUAACAAUUGCUAUUCAAAUGAGAAAAUUUCAGUGGGCUUCACCAUCAUCUGGUGGAAUUUUCGGUUUGGAAGGUCACAACGAUAAAUCAUUUGAAGUCAGAAAUGCUCAGCUGUCUGACAAUGGUGUUUAUUCCUGCAAAGCGUAUAAUGAUCUUGGAGAAGGAAAACCAGCAAUAAUAAUGAUUACGGUCAUCGAGCAUGCAAGAAUAUCUAGUCCGCUCGCUACUGAAAGAAUUUUCUCUGCGGGCGAGCAAGGAAAAAUGUUGGUGUGUGAGGCUCAAGGAUACCCAACUCCAGUAAUUUCUUGGUUGAAAGAUGGAGUUCCAAUCAAGCAAAAUUAUUAUAAAUCUGCUGCGACAACUGAGUCAAAAUGCUUACCAGAAGAUUUUUGCACUCAAACUGCAACGUCAACUCUCACAUUUUCGAGACCGCUCAAGUGGUCAGACAAAGGAAAUUUCACAUGCGUAGCUGACAAUGGAUCUGACAGAGAUGACAAGGACAGUAACUCAUGGAGCAUCAUCAGAAUUCUUCAUAAGCCAGUUAUCCUGAAUCGCAGAUUCCCUGAAAAAUCCCUGGCGGCUGCGGAUAUUGGCUCACAAGCGAUUCUGAGAUGCAAAGUAUCUGCAAGACCAGAACCAGAAUUUCAUUGGAUGUUUAAGGACUCCGAAAUUUUUGAAAACGAUAGGCUAUCUUUUCAUACUGUUAGCACAUUCCAAAAACCAGAUGAUUACGAACAAAUGCUCCAAAUUGAAAGUGUACAAGAGUCCGACUAUGGAGAGUAUGUGUGCCAAGCAACCAAUGGAAAUGGGGGAGACGAUGUUGUCAUUGAACUUCGUAGGACUAGUCCUCCUGCACUUCCAUUAGAUCUUCAGAAGCUUUCCGCAACAUCAAACUCUGUUUUGAUCGGCUGGGUACCACAAUUUGACGGAGGUUUCAAUCAGUCGUAUGUUUUGGAAAGCAGAAAAAUUGACCCCUACUCUGGAGAAAUCGAUGACAAUGCACCGGUCUCUCGGUUAGAUAUUCAUGCGGUGCAGCAAGAGUAUGAGAUUGACGGCGCGCUUGUUUCGAAGACAGUCUUCAACUUCACAGGACUUACCCCAUUAUCCACUUACAAUUUGCGUGUUCAAGCUGUUAGCGAGAAGGGACAGUCGGAAUUCACACCAGUUCUAAUUGCUUCCACUGAAGACGUAGUUGAGGAUCCAAACAUGAUGUCUCCCAUCGUCUUAUUCUGGAUUCUGGGGAACAGAAAAUUGACGUCGAGGUUGCCAAAACUCCCAUCCGAUGCUUGCACAUUGCUAUACGUGUUUGUUGAUGGAAUCUGGAGAACCAGCAUUUGCCAUACCUCGAGCAACCCCAUUCUAAAUAUCGUGUCUGGAAGAGAAUAUAAGGCGAGAUUUUGCACAACCGCCAAUGGUCUCAAGUGUUCACCUGUUUCAAAAACUAUUUGUAAGCACAUAACCUCAAACAACUCAAGAAACCUUUUAUUUAAGCAAGUGGCUCCGGAUCAGCUUGGAAAACUAACGUUUUCAUUCCAUUCGUGUUUUUCGUUUUCAUCAGUCUUGCUGUCAUUGUGUUUUUCCUCGUGUGCUGCAAAACAAGAUCAAGUCCCAAAACUUCAAAGCUAUCGUAACUUUUCAGUUCAUCUAGCAUUUGAGAAAAAACCAGUUUACAGACCCAUCGUUCUUACUUCGUUGCCUGGUGAUGAGUUGAAAAAACCAGCCAACUAUGAGGAAACAAAAAAUUCCACUUACAUGAUAACGGAAAACGGAACGAAUUCUUUGAACCAUCAUCUCAGUCUUGAAAAUUCACAAAAACCGGGCAAACCGGGAUCAAAUAUGGAGUAUGAUGUGUCUAAUGAUUGUUAUCUUCAAGAAAAUACAGACGUACUCAAAAACUCUUCUAUAUCCUGUUUUGGAACCAGUGAAACGUUAGACAACAGUGACAGCAACGAAGAUCGACGAAUCGUCCGAGAAAUAAUUGUUUGA